CGCCCGGCCGCUGCUCCUGCAGGUUGACAGCUUAUUGAAAUGAAAGGAGCUUUCCUGCGUGCAAAGGUUCACACCUCCGGUCCCCACCUCCAGUCCCCAAAGACGGAAAAGGGCAAAGGCAGGCAUGCUGCCGUGUUUUCUGCUGUAGACACAGGAAGUGUCAUACCUGUCCGUGUAACGUUACCUGCUGUGUACCUGCACCUCUCUGCUCCACCUGCACGUCGGUACACACAAACAGGCGGACUGUCCCUGAGAAAUGAGAUGAGGUUAUAUCCCUACAAAUUUGGAUUUCUGCUGGUUUUCGCGGGUAUUACUUCUGUUGCUUGGAUUAAAUCGAGUCCCGGUGAUGGAGGUCCAACAAUCCUGCCAAACCUGCAGACCCUGUACGAGCGCCUGUUGGUGGCUGAGCAGUUGGGGGGUCAGGUCAGCCGGGAUCUCAGCAGCAUCCUGGAUCACCUGAAGAACAUGUCCAGAGCUGCCAACAGCAGCCACACCACCAGCAACACCACCAGCAGCAACAUUUCCACAGAAACAACAAGGGAGCAGACGUUCCUCCAGCCCAACAUUUACGUCUACAUGCCCCACCUCAAACAUCAUCCAGACAGCCUCGUCCCCAACGUCCUGCUGGGACAGGGACGCACUGGAGUCUCCAUAGUGAUGGGUAUUCCUACAGUGAAGCGUGAGAAGCAGAGCUACCUGGUCAGCACCCUCAGCUCUCUGCUCUACAGCCUGACGCCCUCACAGCAGCAAGAUCUGCUCAUCAUUGUCUUUGUUGCUGAGACGGAGCCGGAGUAUGUGAGCAGCGUGGCCGACAUCAUCAGGAAGAAUUUUCCGAAGGAGGUGCAGUCGGGGCUGCUGGAGGUCAUCUCUCCUUCUCAGUAUUACUACCCCGACUUCAGCAGCCUCAGAGAGACCUUCGGAGACUCCAAGGACCGAGUCAAGUGGCGAACGAAGCAGAAUCUGGACUUCAGCUUCCUCAUGCUCUACGCUCAAGCCAAAGGAACGUUUUAUGUUCAGUUAGAGGAUGAUGUCGAGGCGAAGGCGAGCUACUUCGAGGACAUGAAGAACUACGCCAUCCAGGAAGACCCCAAACCAUGGUUGUUCCUGGAGUUCUCCCAGCUCGGGUUCAUAGGUAAGAUGUUCCGUACCCGGGACCUCCCGAUGAUCUCUGAGUUCUUCCUGAUGUUCCACAGAGACAAACCCAUCGACUGGCUGCUGGAUCACAUCCUGUGGGUCAAAGUCUGCAACCCGGAGAAAGACGCAAAGGACUGUAACGUCCAGAAGGCUUUACUGAAGCAGCGCUACAAGCCGUCUCUCUUCCAGCACGUCGGCCUCCACUCGUCUCUGUCCGGGAAGCUCCAACACCUGAAGGAUAAAGACUUUGGGAAGCAGACUCUGUUCCAGGCUCACAAAAACCCCGCUGCAGAGCUGAGCAGCAGCCUGAAACAUUACCAGCAGCACAGCCUGAUAAGGGCGUAUAAAGGAGAGGACUUCUUCUGGGCGUUAACGCCUCUCCAGAACGAUUAUAUCCUCUUCAAAUUCCCCCAGCCAAUCCACAUCUCCAGGUACCGAUUUCACAGCGGGAACAUCGAGACCAGCGCCGAUAAAUUCAGCAACACCACAGUAGAAGUGCUGCCCAGCAAUGUUACAGCACCAGACACACGAGUGACCGGUUCGUCUUCUCCAGACAAACAGUCUAAUAAUGGCUUCGUCGUUAUUGGGUCCUUUGAGAACGGGGUAGCUGAGGGGGUGAUUGAAGACGCCCUGCAGCCGGUCUCUGCUCUCCGCCUGGUGGUCCACUCUGAUUCUGACGUCUGGGCUCUACUGAGCGAGAUUGACAUUAAAGUUUGAAGAUCACAGAACAGAGGAAGCUGCUGCUGGAUGAAGACACGGCGCCCCCUGCUGGAUGAACUCGUUCCCUCCACAGACUUUUAUUUACGAGGACUACAUGAAGUGCCUAAACCGACAGCGAAUGUGAGUAAACUGGAGAGUACUGGUCCCGUCAGCUCAGACUGGGCUGAUCAACAUGUUGACAUGUGGACAUGACGACACACUGCUGGCCCAGAGAAGCUGCUACAGACACUCCAAGAGUUACUCAAUGAGUAAUUUAUUAUUCUAUUACAUUGUUAUUAUUUGCAAUAUUUUUGUUGUAACAAAUAAAG
Molecule: messenger RNA, 2162 nt
Organism: Centropristis striata (black sea bass)
Lineage: Eukaryota; Metazoa; Chordata; Actinopteri; Perciformes; Serranidae
Product: alpha-1,3-mannosyl-glycoprotein 4-beta-N-acetylglucosaminyltransferase A-like
Exons: 15
Coding region: 40-1851 (603 amino acids)
Biological process (GO): protein N-linked glycosylation
Cellular component (GO): Golgi stack; endoplasmic reticulum-Golgi intermediate compartment; endoplasmic reticulum
Molecular function (GO): acetylglucosaminyltransferase activity
Source: RefSeq, a predicted model, not a curated record